GCGUGGAACAUCCUGGAAACCAAUCGUUCCAAUUAGUGUUGUGAUAACUGAUCCUCUGACUCUGUGUGAUAAUUGUUAACUUUAACUGAUACUUUGAUGUAUUGCAUCAAAUAAUACUUAUACCCAUACUUUAGACCAUCGACUUUUCUUGCGAAGUCCAAAGGAGUCAAAAGGGCUAAUCGAAGUGGACAUCGCUCACCCGAAGUUUUCGAAGGAUUUGGGAUUGUGAUAUUUUUCAGUUGAUAGACUAGACAUGGAAUUGCCUCUUGGACGAACUUUGCGGGUCGGUUUUGUUGUUGUUUUAUUAGUGUCAGGCAUGGAUUCUCAGCGGAUAAGACCCUGGAAGCGCCACAGCGGGAAACGGAUAAUUCUGCACCCCCAUGGGUUCUAUAGGACGUCCGAGCAUAAGACAGUGAGAAAGCAGAAUACGCAUAAGAACAACACGUCCUUAGAUGGUAAGGAUGCGACGAUGAAACGUAAUUGGUUCUUCAACAGCUUAGACAGCUGCCUAGCCCACCUCGGAGACAAAGCUUACUCAAGUGACGGUAAAACGUCCUGCAAUGGUACAUGGGACACAGUUCUGUGCUGGCCGGCGGCACCUGCAGGAACACUGGCAAGACACCACUGUCCACCUCUACGAGGUCUCGAUCCCUCUAGAUAUGCAUACAAACGGUGCAGUUUGGACGGACGAUGGGAGGGCAAGUACCUGGACGACUUCAGUAUGGAGCCGGCAGGCUGGACAAACUACAGUGACUGCUACACCGCCCUCGCCAAAAAACAAAUGGAUAAGUUCUAUGGGAACAAACACGAAUGGGAAAGACAGCUGUUGCGGGAGAUUGUAGGCGGAACUCGGACCAUGGAGAUGGUGGGACUGUGCCUUUCUCUUGUUAGCCUCACAUUAUCACUCAUCAUAUUUUGUUACUUCAGGAGUUUAAAAUGCAACAGGACUCGUAUUCAUCGAAACCUUUUUAUAGCCGUCAUAGUGCAGGUUGUCAUUAACCUGAUCAUGUACAUAGACCAAUACCUUGACAAAACAGUCGAAAGGGCAAUUGGAACCAUAUCUAGUACUCGUAUUGUUUGUGAAAUGCUCUACACAUUAAUGGAAUAUUCAAAGACUGUGAAGUUCAUGUGGAUGUUAAUAGAGGGCAUUUAUCUACACAAUAUGAUAGCAAUAUCCGUGUUCUCGGGGAGACCCAAUUACAUAUUAUAUUAUUCUAUAGGAUGGGGAUUGCCUGUGUUAAUAACUUUAGCAUGGGCGAUUACAACGGGACUGGUUCAUCAUGAGAAAUGUUGGUGGGGUUACACAUUCCAGCCAAUCUUCUGGAUUCUUGAAGGUCCACGUGCUGCCGUCAUCGCUGUGAAUAUAUUCUUUUUACUCAAUAUUAUUCGGGUGUUAGUCACGAAGUUACGGGAGAGUCAUUCAACAGAGGCACUCCAAGUCAGGCAGAGAAUGGUUUGGAAAGCCGUUAAAGCUGCCAUUGUGUUAUUACCGCUGCUGGGCAUUACAAACUUCAUCAACAUGGUACCAGAGCCGUCUGACAGCGCGGUCAAGUUCGGGGUCUGGUCCUACACGUCUCACUUUCUCAUAACAUUCCAAGGCUUUUUCAUCGCACUUUUAUAUUGUUUUCUAAAUGGUGAAGUACAAUCAACGAUAAAGAAGCAUUGGGAGCGAUUCCAGCAGAGCCGGGGAGGUCGCUACACGUCAGGAAAGCGCCGGUUAAGUCGAACCUUUUCUGUCUUCACGUCCGUUACAGAGAUGCCACCUCAGCAGGUGAGUGAAGCUGGACCCCAGUUAGGGCGGCUCACGAGGGCCAGACUGUCUUUACCCGUUUUACCAAGCCAAACAAGUCCUGCUCUAAAUAUGAGAAAUUCAUCUCGCUUGUUCCAGAAUCACCGAUGGUCUAGACGAAUGAGAUGGAGUAGGCGUGGAACGAGAAACAGCGAGACUAGCGAAACAGAGGAGGUGACCCCUAACAACAACGGCUCGCUCAGCAAUGGACACCCUGCAAAUAGUAGUGACACACCGGUUAACGAGUCAAUGGUAUGACGUCAUGAGUCACCAACCAAUCAAAAACAUUACUCGUAGUACCCUCCAAUUACAGGCAGAUUCACCGGAACGACCAAAAAAGUUUGUCUGCUGCGCAUGGCGGAAGAAUGACGUUGACAUUUGACCCGGAAGCGGAGGUGACGUGAUUCAAUUCAGCCAAUAAGAUUUCAACGAAAGGAUCGAAUUCCGGCCUCUGGUAGUGCGGCGUCAGGCAGGACCUUGGUGCGGCAAUUAGUUAGACUAUUAGCAUGUAGAUGGCGAUUUCUCGGUGACUGACGCCUGGUGUCGAGUGUGUGUUGCCUCUGAAAUUCAUAUAAAACCAUCACGGGGGGGAAGAGGGGGAGGGGG
Molecule: messenger RNA, 2395 nt
Organism: Lineus longissimus
Lineage: Eukaryota; Metazoa; Nemertea; Pilidiophora; Heteronemertea; Lineidae
Product: PDF receptor-like
Exons: 16
Coding region: 254-2047 (597 amino acids)
Biological process (GO): adenylate cyclase-modulating G protein-coupled receptor signaling pathway; cell surface receptor signaling pathway
Cellular component (GO): plasma membrane
Molecular function (GO): G protein-coupled peptide receptor activity
Source: RefSeq, a predicted model, not a curated record